Messenger RNA from Symbiodinium sp. CCMP2592, 1716 nucleotides. NCBI's taxonomy places the organism in Eukaryota, Dinophyceae, Suessiales, Symbiodiniaceae. The record is from the annotation of a GenBank genome assembly.
AUGUCGGAGGAAGCACAAGAGGCGUUGUCCCAACUGGGAGACCGCCUAGGUCUCGAGACCAGCGACACGGAAAAGAUUUUCCACGGUGUCGUUGAGGAGCGGCUCAGGGAAAUGAUGAUUCCCGUCCGAGACGCCUGGGAAGAGGCUACUUACACGAAAGAGGCACUGCUGCAGCUUAACAAGGAACGUGGCAAGGAUCUCGGGGAUGAUCCGACAGCCGAUGGCACCGGAGCCGAGCUUGGAAUUAAGGACAGUCCUCCGUUGGAAGGCGUGCGUGGCUUCAAGCUCAUGGAGGAACUCACGAAGGUGGCGGACUUCUACACGAACAACAAGGUCCUGAAGGACGAUGCCGUGGACAGCUCCUCAGAUGACGAGGAUGCGUGGGCAGCUGCGUAUCCUGUUCAAGUCGGCAAGUGGAUAGAGGACAAGAACAAGGAGGAGAUGUACGGCAUCUUCGUGUGGAAUGCGAUAACCUGCCAGGUAGGUGAUGAUAUCGUGAAGGGCACCAGCCAGUGGAAGGGCAUCCGGGUGACAGUGAAGCUGACAAUCCAGAACCGGGCAGCCAAAGUCGACGUGGAGCCGAAUGCCACCAGCCUUGUGAUCAAGGCUUUGAAGGAGCCACUCCGUGAUCGUAAGAAGACCAAGAACAUCAAACACAGCGGAAACCUGACCAAGAACGUGUUCCUGGACAUUUGCCGACAGAUGCGAAAGAAGAGCUUGGCCAAGGAGUUCAAGGGCACCGCCAAGGAAAUCCUUGGCACCUGCUUCGCUGUGGGUUGCACCGUCGACGGCCAGAAGCCCAUUGCACUGCAGGAGGCGAUCGACAACGAAGAGCCUGCGACCGAGUUUGUAAUGCAAGCCUUCGGCAUGAUUCGUCUCAUUCUGCUCAAGAGGUGGGAGCUGCCUACGGUUGAGUUUUGGGGCAAGGUGGCAAGGGAAGGGCUGCUGGCCUUGCUGAUCUGUGUCAACUUUCUGCUUUCCUUCCUGCCGGUCGAAACAGGUCCUGGUUCGAAUGGUGUCAAGAUGGUGCCCCUCGGCAACAUGUUCAUCAAGAGCAAGGUGCAGGAGCAGGGUGAGCUGAAAAAAGACGACGUUUCCAUGCUCACGGAUUGGGCACCCAUGUUCUUCGGAAUAGAGAAGGACGUGACCAUGGACAUGGUGCAGGCUGCCAACAAGAGCCUGCUUCAGAACAAGGUGCUGAAGAUUCUGAACAAGCCUUCGGUGACACCGGAGGAUCUGAGUAAGCUUCGAGCCGAAGUGGACGAAUGGGAUCUGGAAGUGGCCAAAGACUUGGAGCUUUCCAGACCUCAGCUUCGGUCACUGUUCAGAGUAGAGGUCGCAUCGGUGGUCGAGGAUCCUGAUCUCAGCGACGAGCAGAAGGUGGAUGGCAUUGAAGCCUCCAGAGAGGCAUUUGGCCUCGCGGAGAAGGAGGCCAUGUCGGAGAUGCAAGAUUUGAUCAAGAGCCGAUGUCGAUCCUGCCUGGUCAACGCUUCGGGAGACUUGUUGCAGGAGAACGAGGCUGCUGCAGUUGAUCAGAUGCAAAGGUUGGAGUUGUUAGCGGCUUUUGGCCUGUCAACUGGUGUCGAGUUUCAGGAUGAUUGGGAAGUGGCGCCUGCCAUGAGGCAGAAGCUGGUGAAGACGUACGCGGCUGGCUCCAAAGGCCGAGCCCCGGACACCAGGAUGCUGGAGCGCGUGCUCAGCCUGGUCCAUGCCUGA